ACACUCGUCCUUUUCUUGAGUGGGUUUCUCCGCCCCCUCAGUGACGAAGGCAGCGGAGUAGAAAAACGCACGGCGGACGCCUGUUUUUCUCCAUCGUGGUGAAAAGCGCAAAGCUGGAGACGAAGCGCAGUGGAGAGAGGUAGCUAGUGGUUCACAAGGGGUUACUCUCCUGAAAACCAAUAGAGACAAGGGUAACUAGAAGGGUCUUAGUUAUUUGUAACCAUGGUAGGAGAAGACAAUAUAUCUCUAAGAAAUCGCCGAGCUACAUACGGCACUGCAGAAGAGAAAGAUGACUUACCAAGCAGGCUGGAAGAGGACUGGCAAUUCUCUAAAUCAACCAAUGGUCGAAUUGAUGUUGAUCAUGCAAUAACAAGAAAGAUGCGACUCUUAGCAGAAGCAGAGCAGUUGAAGCCAGCAUUCAUGAAGGGUGUGGAGAAGCAUUUUACUGAAGUUGUCAAUAGUUUGGUUGCAAAUUCUGUGCUGCUGGAAUCUUCCCCAGCUGCUUUUCCAGAGAAAGACAGUCUCAAACUCAAGGGAACAAGAGCACCUCCAGAACAUGGGAAAAUUUUUAUUCCCAGAAAGUCUGUCUUGGAUGAGUUAUUUGAAGUGAAUCAUAUCCGGACCAUCUACCACAUGUUUAUUGCUCUCCUCGUUUUGUUCAUCCUCAGCACACUUGUGGUGGACUACAUUGAUGAGGGGAGGCUUGUGCUAGAAUUUGAUUUCCUCGUUUACUCUUUUGGCAAAAUUUCUAUCGUCAUUCCAACUUGGCUUUGCAUGUUCUUCUCCACGUUACUUGUGCCAUAUGCCCUCUUUGCCCAGUGGGCCCAGGGGUUCCAUACCUCCUCCCACAAGUUCAUCCGUUCCACUUUAUUUGGGGCACUAUUUGUGAUUUUCCAAACAGUUUGUCUUGGAUUUGGACCAACGUACAUUGUAUUGCUUUAUGAUCUAGCGCCAGCCUCUCGUUUUAUAAUUAUACUUGAACAGGUACGUUUUGUGAUGAAAGCUCACUCUUUUGUCAGGGAGAAUGUUCCCCGAAUAAUCUCUGCUACUCCUCAAAAGUCAAAUUCUUUUCACCUUCCUAAAGUUUCCCAGUAUCUGUAUUUUCUUUUUGCUCCCACUCUUAUUUACCGAGAUGAAUAUCCCAGAACACCCACAAUAAGAUGGAGCUAUCUGGCUACCAAGAUUGCACAGAUUCUUGGUUCAUUGUUCUAUGCUUACUACAUAUUUGUAAGACUCUGUAUUCCAACGUAUCGGAAUUAUAGCCUGGGACACUUCAGUCUACGAGGACUAGUUCUUUGCAUCUUCAACUCUAUUCUUCCAGGUGUAUUGAUUCUGUUCCUGACCUUCUUUGCAUUCCUUCAUUGCUGGCUUAAUGCUUUUGCUGAGGUGCUCCGCUUUGCUGACAGAAUGUUUUAUCAGGACUGGUGGAAUUCUACAUCUUUUUCAAACUAUUACCGAACUUGGAAUAUCGUAGUACAUGAUUGGCUGUAUUACUAUGCCUACAGAGAUUUCAUUUGGUUCUUUGGAAAAAAAUUCAAAGCAGUUGCUAUGCUGUCAGUUUUCAUGGUUUCUGCUGCAGUACAUGAAUAUAUCCUGGCUGUUUGCUUGGGUUACCUGUAUCCAGUCCUGUUCUCCUUGUUCCUGUGUUUUGGAAUGGUUUUCAACUUCAUUCUCCAUGACCGGCGGAAAAACCCCAUUUUUAACAUCAUCAUGUGGACGUCCCUCUUCCUUGGCCAAGGUGUCCUUAUAUGCCUUUACGGGCAAGAGUUAUAUGCCCGUCAGUAUUGUCCCAGGGAAAAUCCAACUUUCCUGGAUUAUGUGAAACCACGUUCUUGGUCUUGCCCUCUUAGGAUAUGAAGACCUCUGGGAGUUGUCUUUAGAACCGAGAUCAGAAGAUGCUCUUUAGUCAAACAAUAACAAAUUGGGUCCAAUGAUAUAAAUGAGUUGAGCCUUUUUUUAAAAAAGGAAAUUGUAUGUAUUUCUGGAAAAUGAUGGCAUUUUGGCGCACAAGGCAGCUAAAUCUGUACAAGGCCCAGUAGAUUAUUCUCAUUCCUAGUUAUUCCAAUAUGAGCCAUUUACAUGCUGGUCAUGAAAACUGCUAAAAGGUUAGUGAAGAAAUUUCUAGUUAAGUUUUGCCUAUUGCAAAUAGCUGUCUAUGUAGUAUUCCUUUUACCCAUUGUUUCCUUAAAAAAGUAGUAUUGUGUGAUCUGGAUAAUAGUGACUAUUUGCAUAAAUCUUCUGUCAGAAUCACACUUGAAAUGAGACAUUUGAACUGUAUUUGUACUACAGCUGCUACGAAUAGGCCAGCUGCUGCUUUUGUCCAGAACCUGAGAAAAAAACAGGUAUGGCUAUUCACACUGGGGGGGUUAGAGAAAAAAAUAAGGAACAGUUAAGGUACCUUUACAAUUUAUUUUAUUUCUUAAACCAUAUUAUGAAGGAUUGCUGAAAUAUAUUACUGAGAGCCCUCUUUGGUGAUGAGUCAAAGAUAUCCCCCCCUUGUAAGUGAAUGUAUUAAUACCUGGUUUAGAUCACCUGCCAUAAGUGGGCUUUUCCUGUAAUAGCAAUAAUAUAAAUGUAUGGUUUCGACGGAUGCAGCCAUGCAACAGAUAUUAGUAGAAAUUGUAAUUUGGCCUAGGGUAAAUAAAAGUUGGGCAUGAUCCAACACUGCUUUAAAGGGUAAAAUUAUUGCCUGUGUGAAUAAUGUAUUGUGAAAAAUGUGUCUCAUGUUUUGCUUUGACAUCUUUCAGUAUUUUUCUUUCAAAUUAAAGUAAGCCCAGUGUUAUUGACUGUACCGUCUAGUACUUCCUUUGAUGCUUAGUUUCUUAAUAAUCUGACAACACAGAGUGGCCAUUUACUACCAGGUUCAUUUAUCUUUUAGUUUUUGAACUGUUAACAUAAGAAAAUGUUAAGUACUAAACAUGUUGUAAAUUACAUUGCAGGCUUAUAGCAGAGUUAUCAGGGAUAGCCUUGUGGGUUCCAUUAACAUUUAGACUAGGACCAGUUUCUGUAAUAAUGAUGUGUUCUAUUGAAGAUCACAGAAUUUAAAACAAAAUGUGUUUAAAACUUUCCUUCUCUCUUUAGUUUAAGACCAAUUUAAAUGUGAUAUUAUUAACUUAACAAUUGAAUGAGACUUAAAAAAAAAAGAGGUUGUCGUGAAAGGUACAUUUUAUACUACCUUCUCUUCCUUGUUACGAUCCCAGUUUGAAGAAUUUGGAAGUGAAGCUCUCUUCAUUUACAAUCAUAGGCAGUUUUCCUCUCUAUCAAUAAAAAUUCACUCAGCCAGCAGAUAUACCGUAUUUUUCAGAGUAUAAGACACACCAGAGUAUAAGAUGCACCUACCUUUUUUGGUGAUGAAGGGAAACAGUAAUAAGAAUAUAAUAAGUAAUACUAGAAUAUGAUAUACUGGUAUACUAGAAUUAGUAGAAACUUGUUAUUCUGUAACCAUUAGGUUCCUGUAACACAAAUAUGCCUUUGUAUUUGUAUCACAUAUAUUAUGCCUUUAUAUUUGUAUCUCUUGUAACAAACAUAUUCUGUUAUUAGGCCUCUGUAAUGUAUCUGGUCUUUGUCAAACAUAUGUUUCUGUCAUUUGAUCUGAACCGAUAUCAAUCUUCUUCCUGUUUUUCUUGUGCCAUCUAAGAGCAUGGUACGUAUCUGAAUUGCUUAACGCACUGUAAGCCGCCCUGAGUCUUCGGAGAAGGGCGGCAUAUAAAUCAAAUAAAAAAAAAAAAUUGGAACUGCAGACAUCAUCAGAGGGAUAAUUUACACUUCAGCCCUAAUUUACACCUUUGAUCUGUAUAAGCUCCUUCCUUGCAGAACCAGGGGGCCAAAUGAGCAAUUGGGAGAACAAAGGAAUGAUCAAGGAAGAGAUAACACACCCACUAGGGGCCAGUGGGUGGGCGGGGCUACAUUCGGUGUAUAAGACACACCUAAAUUUUCACCCCCUUUUGGGUGGGGGGGAAGUGUGUCUUAUACUCCGAAAAAUAUAGUAGUUUCAUGCAUUAGAUUCCUGUGAGGUAGUCUUUCUCAACUAUGACCAUAGUAUCUUCAGUAUUAAUUUUUUUACAAACAUCAUUAAUAUGUGGUCAUAUGCCCAUUAUUUUUACAUUCUUUAUUGAUUAUCACUGCAGUGAUACAGAACAUAAUUAGUAUUGAAGAACUGAAAAAAGCACUGACUUGGAAAGCUUCAGUGUUCCAGUUAAAAUAGCAGUUUGCUCAGUAACAUUCCUCUGAAAGUAAUAAUGGGAUGGAUUAGGUAUGGAACACCCUGAGACAUAUUUUUGCCAAUGUGACACAUAAUCACUAUAUUGGUAGCUGACAGUUAAUACCCUACAGGGCUGAUAUAUAGCCUGUAGAUAAAUAUUAGAGAACUCUGUUUCACUAGUGUGAACUAUUCACAAGGUAUUGGGGCUGUGACUCAAGUAAAUAAAAAAAUUGGAGAUUGGGAAAAUGAAUACAGUCUGUAUAUAUUUCAAGUUUUCCCUUAAUUGAUUAAUGGUUCUCUAGCGCAUUAUAGAUGAUGGUGGUUGUUCUCUUUAUUUUGUCUAAUUUUGUUAAACUAAACUCAUACAGUUUGUUUUCUGUAGUAUAACUUUAAUUACUUAUUUAAAGUGAUUUAAUCUAACCACAGAACACUAGGGUCGACUGUUUUUCAAGAUAAAAGCAGCUUCAUAGUAUUAAAAGGGCAACUGGAAGAUUUUCAUUCUGCAAAAAUAUUUUAAAUACCUUUUGUUUUCUGAAAAUUGAACAGACCCGUUUCAAUACUCUGUUUAAAAAAAAUUCUUAGAAGAUGACAAACUGAAAGAAACCUUGGAAAAUUUGAUAUAAGAUUUACAUGACUGAUAUAAAUUAAACCAUUAAAUUAUGUCAUUUUAAUAGAACAAGUUUCACACUGAAAGUUUUUACACUGAAACCAGAUUUUCCUAAAAAAACAUUGUAUAUAUUUUAAGAAUUGCUGGCAUGGAAUGCUUGUAUUUAUAUUUGGUAAUUUGUUAUGGACAAAUCAAAUAACAUUUACAGAAAGAAUACUGAAUUUGUUAUUUUGAAAUAAAACUUGUGUUGUUCUAAAUUUGUUCUAAAAUAAAAGUUUUGAGUCUCUCUAA
Pantherophis guttatus is the source of this 5099-nucleotide messenger RNA. It is a transcript of the gene SOAT1, whose product is annotated as sterol O-acyltransferase 1. Gene Ontology annotation, molecular function: cholesterol O-acyltransferase activity; cholesterol binding; fatty-acyl-CoA binding. Lineage: Eukaryota; Metazoa; Chordata; Lepidosauria; Squamata; Colubridae. Gene Ontology annotation, biological process: cholesterol metabolic process; cholesterol efflux. The record is from RefSeq and is a predicted model, not a curated record. Gene Ontology annotation, cellular component: endoplasmic reticulum membrane.